CGGCCGGACCAUGUCGGACAUCCUCUGUCGUUGGCUCAACCAGGAGCUGCAGCUGUCCCGGGCUGUGGAUUCAAAGUCAUUUGAAAAGGACUUUUCCACGGGCUAUCUAAUUGGAGAAGUUCUGAAUAAAUAUGGCCUUCAGGAAGACUUUAAACAGUUUUCAGAAAGCAGGGUUACACAUUCAAAACUGAAUAAUUUUACUCGCUUGGAACCCACACUUCAACUCUUGGGCGUGCAGUUUGAUGAGAAUGUGGCCCAAAACAUCAUGACAGAAAAACACGGGUCGGCCACCAAGCUCCUUUACCAAAUGUACAUUGCGCUCCAAAAAAAGAAAAAAUCUGGGCUAACGGGGGUAGCUAUGCAAACAAUGAGACCUGCGGGACCUGCCAAACUCCAAGGCAUUAGAAGUGAGUUGUAUCGAGAGCGACUUAAAAACUUGAUGCCUCGCGAGACUGAUUUGAGUCUGAAGCAGGUUUCAGUAGAGUUUGAACAGAAAUGUAAACACAUGGAAGAAAAAGUUACUCGCAUGCAUUUUGAAAAACUCCAAAAAAUGCAAAAAAUAAAGGAGGAACAAAGAGUUCAAGAUAUUGAAAAGCAUCGCACAGGCAGAAGAAGACAAAAUGAAAUAAUGGCCAGAAUUCAAGCAGCUAUUAUCCAGAUCCCCAAACAGUCACCCAACUGUAACCCAAAAGCCGUUGAAACCCAAAAAAUGUUGAAAAAGAAAAAAGAGGCAGAGGAUGUGUCCAAUGAGAUCAAGAAAUUUGAAGCUUUAUUAAAAAAAGAUAAUAAGGCUAAAUACAGUGGUUCAAAAACAGUAUUAGAUGCUCCAGGCCAGGUGUCUGCUGCUGAACUGUUAAACACUUAUUCAGAUGAUGAGUAUAUAAGAAAAAUUCAAAAACGUCUGGAGGAGGACACUUUGGCACGAGAACGAAGGGAGAAGAGACGUCGAAAAUUGCUACUGGAACAGUUAAUGGCCCAUGAAGCACAGGAGGAAGCUUACAGAGAGGAACAGCUUAUUAACCGACUAAUGAGGCAAUCCCAGCAGGAGCGCAGAAUAGCUGUCCAGCUCAUGCAUGUUCGGCAUGAAAAAGAAGUUCUAUGGCAAAACAGAAUUUUCAGAGAAAAACAAUAUGAAGAAAGACGACUGAAAGAUUUUCAGGAUGCCCUUGACCGAGAAGCGGCUCUUGCUAAACAAGCAAAAAUUGAUUAUGAAGAACAAGCCCUGAAAGAAAUGGAACUUCAUGAAAAACUGUUUGCUGAACGAGCUCAGUCUCGUUAUAAAAAACAUUAUUCGAUAUGUGGGGAAAUACUGGCUCACAUUAUUGAUUUAUCAACUAAAAUAGGAGAAUACCGUAUGUUGACAAACAAUUUAAUUCCACCUAAAUUGAUGCGGGAUUGGAAGGAAUUAUUUUUUAAUGGGAAACCAAUAUAUCAACAAGCAACUUUUGACUCUUUGCCAGCUAAGCCCACUGCAGAGCAACUAACAGAACUGGAUAAAAUGGCUUUGCUAGAUGAGAAAGAUUAUAAUGAAUAUAAGACCAUGAUAGAGGACUGGAGUGUGCCUGAAGAGUUGAAUGUAAACUUACCUUCCUCCAACAAUAACAUACUGGGCCACGUGCUUCACAGACUUAUGCACGAUGCUUCCACUCCAACGUCGGAAUAUUCUUCACCACCAUUUCCCCCAUUUGCUAUCAAGGGAUGCAUCCUGGGAAAAAUGCUUAGUGGUAAAACCGUGUGUUCAAAGUAUUUGGAAGAAGCCUUUCAGAUUCAGAUACUUUCGGUCGACACACUGGUGCAAGAAGCUAUCCAGGCUUUCCAUAAUAAUGAAAUGACAAGUGUAAAUUCCUUGAUUCCCCCAGAAGCAGAGGAUUCUGAAAAAGAAAUCAAGGUCAUAAAGAGCAAGCCUUCAUUGUCAAAGACAGCAGGUACUGAGCUUAGUAAAAAAAAAACAUCUCAACAUCAGGAAGUGAAUUCAAGCACGAGUGAAGAUAAACUAGCCAAUUUAACUUCACGCGCUCUUCUUGGUGCAAAUUCAGAAAAACUGCUGAAGCUGGGAAAAAGUAUUCCCGAUGAACUGUUAGUUGACAUCCUGGUGAACGCCAUCAAUCAAGUUCAACCAGAAAAAGGAUGGAUCAUGGAUGGUUUUCCAAUGACAGUAUAUCAAGCAAAACUACUUGAGAAAGCUCUUACGGGGUCUGAUCCAGAUAAAAAAGGACACGAGAGCACGGAGUUCAAAAAAUCUUCAUUGGCUAUCGAUCCCACUGCACCAAAAGAAGCACCUUUACCUCCGCCUGCAUUUGAUUUUGUUAUGUUACUAGAUAUUUCAGAUACCAUCAUACUAAAUCGCAUGAAAGACCUGAUGGAUGAAAUGGGAGAGGUGGAAAUGCUCCAAGAAAGUACUAAGGAAAAUGCAGAUGUUCAAGUCAAAGAAAGAAGGGAAGUACUGAAGGAUCAAAUACAACACAGAAUUUCAGGUUUCAUGGAUACUUGGCCUAGUUUGGAAAAAUGGUUUUCAGAUCGGCAAAAUAUUCUAAUAAAAAUUAAUGCCGAGAUAGAUAAAGAGUCACUGUGCCAUAAAGUGAAAGAAACAUUUAUGGCUGAAAUGCUGAAAAAACAGAGGAAAGGUAAAAGGAAAGCAGAAAAAAAGGAAUCAGAAAAAAAGGAAGAAGUUCCCAUCAUAGAACUCCCAGUUGGCCCUGAAGUAGAAAAAAAGAAGGAAGUUCCACCACUUAAAGAGCCUCCAAAAAAGAAAGCUGCCAAAGGGAAGCCAUCCAAAGAGGUACCCACUAAUGCAGGACCCAGUAAAGAUAAGAAAGGAAAGAAAACUGACACUUCACCCAAAGGAAAAGGUACUCUCCAAGUCAAAUCGCCGAAAAAGUCACCCACUCCCUCGGAAGCGAUACCAUCCCCUGUGCCCUUACCACCACCGCCAGUGAAGCCAGGGUCAGAGGAAUGGGUCUACGUGGAUGCACCUCUUCCUGAGGAAGUGCCUGCGUAUUUAGUACCUUAUUGGGAAGACGUAGAGAGGACAUACGUAAACACCAUCAAAAUGAUCCUCAGACAGCUAAGAGAUGAGCAAUACUCUAUUAUUUAUUACCUCUCCGACAUUAGAAGAAAUUUCCAGAAAUUCCUGAAGCGUCCAGACCACAAGCAGGAGUUUAUAUCUCAGUGGCAAUCUGACUAUAACUCCCUUCCUGAUGAUAUUUGGGAGGAUGAGGAAACCAAAGCUGAGCUCCACCAAAGAGUUAAUGAUCUGAGAGAUCGCCUUUGGGAUAUCUGCGAUACCCGGAAAGAAGAAGCCGAACAAGAACGCAAUGAUAUCAUUAAUGAGAGCUGGUUACAGGAUCAUAUUGGAAUUCUAAUAAACCAUUUCUUCUCACUGAUGCAGGUGGAAGUAGAUCGCUUCCAAGAUACAAAGAGACUGCUUCAAGACUACUACAAGGGAAUGGAAGGCAAAAUCCCAUCAGAAGAGAGUAAGAAAUUUACUCGCGUUCCAUUGCUAGAUCUUUUUGGAGGAGAAAAGUCGGGGAAAUCAAAAAGGAUCCCUCUAGUGGCACGCAGAGAUGCUUCUCCAGAAGGAAACGCAUCCAAACUAAAAAGCAAACCCCUGAAAGGCAAGGAAGAACAUUCGUUUGAAAACCUGGUGUUGAACUACGAGGCGGAUGAGAAGACCAUAAUAGAAACUUGGCAAAAUGCAGUUGCAGCAAUAUCCAGUAUGGUGGCUGCUGAGAUCCAGCUGAGGGACAUAGAGGAUGAAAAGGAAAACCAGCAAACUGAAUCCAAAGAAAAAUCCCCUCAGGCUGGGGGAGCUAAAAGUCCGGGGAAGGAUUCCAAGAAAAAGACUCAUGCAUCCAACAAAAAGAAAGGUUCACCAGCACCUGCGGUUGAGGUCUCCCCUGUACUUCUAACUCCAGAGGAAAUAGCAGAGCAAUUGAAAAAGCGAGAUUUCAAAUUUAAGUUAAAGCAGGAGCAUCUCACAGCCCUUCAGGUCGAAGAGGAAACUACAAAAUUUCGCCUUGAGCUGAUAAAGAUAAAAACAAUAGCAUGUCUUGAGGAACUGAUAGCAAAAUCAGAAGAUACUUACAGAGAUAUGGAGAAGUGGCUUGGAGCCCAAUAUUUGGCUGAAAUGUCUAGUAUCAAAAAAUUAACUGAAGUUGCUCACCAUCAUAUUGAAACCUCUAUAAAUAUUCAACCUGAAUUCAUCUUAAAUGAAGCUGGCUUCUUCAUUAGUAAAGAUGUGAAAGUCAUCCCAGAUCCAAGUCCUCCUCCCCGCCCUCCACCUGUAGAGAAAGAGGUCGAUGGAAAGCUAACCAUAUCUCAGCUCAACACUCUUCAAAAGCAGUUUAUACAGGUGGCACCUAAAGGUCUCAUAGUAAGUAAAACAUUCACUGACCUUCUGUUGGACCUGGUGACUUUGAAUCUUGGAUCAAACAACCUUCCUGAUGCUUGGCUACACUUCACCAUGCAUGAACUACAAGGGAUAUCAUCCAUGUUAGCAGCAAGCUCAGAGGCUGUAAACUGGCGUAAGUUCUUGUUAGUAGCUGCCCAACCUUGGCCAUUACCCACUGAGAUGGAGCUCCUCAACACACUGCAAAGAUUCAGGAUUAUUGACAAAACUGCUUCCGGCAUGGUUUCCCAGGAGCAGUAUAAUCAGGUUGGACUGUGGUUUAAAGGCCAGGAAGACCUAAAAAUCCCUGAAGAUCCAACAGAACCUCUACCAUUUAACAGACUGGAGCACCUGAUUACGUUUUUCUUUACUCUGUUUGCCAAUACCCAAAAAAUCCCCCCAGAACUGGACUAUAUGCAGAUGCUUCUUUAUUUCGCAUGUCACCCUGAUGCAACAGAAGGUAUCUAUAGAGCCCUGAGUAUUGCUACUGGAACGCACAUCUUUCGAAAGAAAGAAGAGAGUCCUUCAAUUUCUGAAAAAUACACGACUCUUUCCUCCACGGAUCAACUGGCAAAUGAGAAUUAUUCCGAAACAGAAGAAAUUCCAGAAGGUGCCAACGAGGAGAAAAUUCCCAUUGCCACGUUACUAAGAGUGUUCCAACAUGGAGGAAAUGAAGUAGAAGACAACCACAGAUUUAGUGAUCUGCAAAAAGCAGAGGGCAGCUAUGAAGAGCGCUUCACUAAAGUAUACAAGGAAUUAGGCGCUGACAACCUGGAACCAAUCUCAGCUGCAGUUCUUUUGAAGCAUCCUUUCAUUCACGACUUGAUUUCUAGCACUCAGAAAUAUAAACUUCCUGAUAUUAAAGCGAUCCUUCAGAGAGUUGAACAAAAUCAAGUAAAUGAAGGGGAAAACUCCAGCUUCAAGAAUUAAUGAAGAAAAGAAGUGCAACAAAGAAAAGCUAUUUUGUAAACAGAGGAAAUGAAUCAUCGGAAGAUUUCCUACUAAUGUCAUAUAUGGCAUUAUUUUACACUGAAACAUGACCCUUCACUGGCUUAUGUAACAUUUAGAAAAGAGAUCUUUAUACACUUUAAGGCCUGUAUGUAACUUGAAUUAAAGGGAGAUGAUGACAGGGAGCUUUAAAAUAAAAUGAAUCUGAUUUUGAACUUGUCUUUAAAUAGAUCCAGGAAGUCACAAUAACUUAUAUAUACUUACAGACAGAAACUAUUCUUGAAUGUGCACUAAGAUUCUAUCUACGAUAGUAGUAUAAUUGUAGCACAUGCACUACAAUUCACAAUCUUGCACCCAAUAUAGCUUUUUUUUUUUCCUUUUGGUGGACUUGAUUACAGUAGCCCAGUGAAAACAGCCUUCUUCAAAUGCUAAUUGAGCACACCCAAGACAUUCACUUACAAUGCAUAAUUGAUCCUUAAUUUGUUUACUUUACAUAUUAGAGUGGGUGUGCAAUGUAUGCUAAGUUUCCAGAUAAUAAAGCAA
This is a messenger RNA of Tachyglossus aculeatus (Australian echidna), 5878 nucleotides long. It is a transcript of the gene SPEF2, whose product is annotated as sperm flagellar 2. Gene Ontology annotation, cellular component: manchette; sperm midpiece. The transcript has 37 exons. The record is from RefSeq and is a predicted model, not a curated record. Lineage: Eukaryota; Metazoa; Chordata; Mammalia; Monotremata; Tachyglossidae. Gene Ontology annotation, molecular function: protein binding. Bases 11 to 5317 code for a protein of 1768 amino acids. Gene Ontology annotation, biological process: sperm axoneme assembly.